This is a messenger RNA of Pyrgilauda ruficollis (rufous-necked snowfinch), 2075 nucleotides long. RefSeq names its product NIPA like domain containing 3 (gene NIPAL3). The coding region runs from base 361 to 1587 and encodes 408 amino acids. The transcript is spliced from 12 exons. Lineage: Eukaryota; Metazoa; Chordata; Aves; Passeriformes; Passeridae. Gene Ontology annotation, biological process: magnesium ion transport. Gene Ontology annotation, molecular function: magnesium ion transmembrane transporter activity. The record is from RefSeq and is a predicted model, not a curated record. Gene Ontology annotation, cellular component: membrane.
UGGAGACCAAUCGGAUGCGCCGGGCAGGAAGCGGCCGCGGCGCUCGACCGGGAGCCGGAGGCCGGGGCUGGGCCGGGGGCAGCGGCGGGGCCGAUUCAUCUUGAAGGAACAUAACCCUGCUCCUUCAGUGAGUGGCUGGAAGCUGUGCUCAUCUACCCCCCUUCGUGCCUGUGGUGGCCACCCUGAGCCAGGGCAGGGGAAGGGAGGCAGGACUGGUUUGUGCUUCCCUGAACUUGCCCAAGGGACCAGGAUGGAUGGCAGCGAGCGGUACCAAAAGUUGGUUCCAGCAGGGUCCAAGACUCUUCUUUAAAGAGAACUUCCAGCAUCAAGAAAGCUGAAAAGUAAAGAAAAAACCCCAAAAUGGAAGGAGGAAACAGCCCCAGUGUGCAGCUCCAGCAGCUCCCGUUGGCCACAGCAGCAGUUUCUGUGCAGCCACACACAGACUCCUUCUCCUACAAGGAGAACUUGAUUGGGGCACUUCUGGCUAUUUUUGGGCACCUUGUCAGCAGCAUUGCCCUCAACCUCCAGAAAUACAGCCACAUCAGGCUGGCAGGCUCCAAAGACCCCCGGGCCUACUUCAGGACCAAGACCUGGUGGAGUGGAUUCUUGCUGCUGCUGCUGGGGGAGCUGGGAGUGUUCUCCUCCUAUGCCUUUGCUCCUCUCUCUCUGAUUGUGCCCCUCAGUGCAGUGUCUGUUGUGGCUAGUGCAAUCAUAGGAAUUAUAUUUAUUAAAGAAAAAUGGAAGCCCAAGGAAUUUUUGAGGCGGUACCUGCUGUCCUUCGUGGGCUGUGGCCUGGCAGUUGUUGGCACUUACCUGCUGGUGACAUUUGGACCCAACAGCCACGAGAAGAUGACAGCAGAAAACAUCACCAGGCACUUAGUGAGCUGGCCAUUCCUGCUCUACAUGCUUGUGGAGAUCAUUGUUUUCUGUCUGCUCCUGUAUUUUUACAAGGAGAGAAAUGCAAACUACAUUGUCAUUAUUCUCCUGCUGGUGGCUUUGCUGGGUUCCAUGACGGUGGUGACAGUGAAGGCUGUGGCUGGCAUGAUCCUGGUGUCCAUCCAGGGCACCCUGCAGCUGGACUCCCCCAUCUUCUACAUCAUGUUGGUGUGCAUGAUUGCCACAGCCAUCUACCAGGCCACGUUUUUAGCUCAAGCCUCCCAGCUCUAUGACUCAGCUCAGAUCUCCAGCAUUGGCUACAUCCUAUCCACCACAGCAGCAAUCUCAGCAGGAGCAACUUUUUACCUGGACUUCAUGGGUGAAGAUGUUCUCCACAUUUGUAUGUUUGCACUGGGGUGUCUCAUAGCAUUCCUGGGAGUCUUCCUGAUCACCAGGAACAGGAAGAAGCCUGUCCCCUUCGAGCCCUACAUCUCAAUGGAUGCCAUGCCAGGCAUGCAGAACAUGCACGACAAAGGGAUUGCAGUGCAGCCUGACCUCAAAGCCUCUUUCUCCUACGGCGCCCUGGAGAACAACGACAGCAUGCCAGAAAUCUACACUCCAGCCACGCUGCCCAUCGUGCAGGAGCAGCACGGAUCCAAGGCAGGCUCUGCCCCUCCCUACAGGGUGCUGGAGCACAGCAAGAAGGAGUGAGCGACCUUCAAGGACUGAUGGGAGUCGUCAGGAGUUUGACCUUUAUUUAUUUACCUGUUCAAAUAGAAGCAAGUGUAAAGCCGACCUUGAGAAGAGUUUUAAGCUCGUCUCGAGCUGAACUUUCCAGGCUGAUUAUUAAAAUAAACAACUUUUUCUAGUUGGGAAGUUGAAAGCACUUGGUGGGAAGCAAAUCCCAGUCCUGCAUGGAAUUCUGCUGGCUGGGAGUGUGGAAUGAUGGACUGGUGAGUGCAGCACUGUGGAACUGAUGAGAGAGGAGAUGCUGUGGAAGUGACUGUGCAGUUUUCAGCCCUGCUGGGGGUGGUUUUAUCUCCAGACAAGUUUUCAGGAGCUGCUCACAGAGAGAGGAGGACAGGAUUUAAUCUUUCAUUUACAGGGACUGUGACAGAUUUCCAGGAAGGCUCUAAAUCCUGGUGUGACCAUGGAGCUCCCCUGACAUGGCAAUAAAUGGAAUUGUUUUGAAGCACCAA